AUGCGCCACGCUGUGGCUCUCUUUGCCUUUCAGCUCGCGCCGCCGGCUGCCGGCUUUCCACGGCAACUCCCCAUCGGCGUUCGCCCGCCCGCCUGCUUUGCACAGGCGGCACCGCGUGCGGAAGCGUUCGCCACGUUUGGCGGCUUCGGCCUCGACCCUCGCGCGAUGCGGCGCAUGUCGGAGAUGAAGCGCGCGGACGAGCCCGUCCGCGAGGAGCUCCAGGGCCUGUGCCUGCUCGGCGCCGUGGGCGGAUCGCUGCUCCUCGCGGGGUCGGGCAACGCUUUCCUGGGCGGCGUACUCGGCUCGCAGCUCGCGCCGCUCCUCUCCACCGCCGACGGCGCUGCGGGGGAGCGAAGCCGCGCGGCCGGCUGGGAGGCCUGGGCGGCCUUCCUUGCGGCGCGCGCGCGGGCGGUGCGCGCGUGGAGAGCCGCCGACGCACGGUACGAUCUGAGCGGCCGGUGGCGGCGCCUCGACCUCCCGCGCCGCGCGAGACGGUUUGACGCGCGCUUCGACUGCAGCGGCAAGGCGAGCGCAGCCGGCCGGCGGGCGGUCGAGCUGGGCAGGUCGCUGCUUGCGCUUCUCGAGCGGCGCGGGGUGACUGGCAAGGUGAGGAGUCUGUGGCAGAGGCGACAGACCGGCCUGCCCGCGAGGUGGAGGGAGUUUGAGCAGGAGCAGCUGCUGCGCGCCCGGAUGCGGCAGUUGCGCGACCAGGAGGGGGGCGGGUUCUAGCCACGGGCAGCGGCGGCUCGAGAAGGGUGGAC
Molecule: messenger RNA, 761 nt
Organism: Emiliania huxleyi CCMP1516
Lineage: Eukaryota; Haptophyta; Isochrysidales; Noelaerhabdaceae
Exons: 2
Coding region: 1-729 (242 amino acids)
Source: RefSeq, a predicted model, not a curated record